GGGAGUGAAACUACCACACUGACAAAACUGUCUCAGGUAAACCUGCUUUGAACAGCGUCCACUGUCCUUUAUCAACAACCAGCAAACUUUCAGCGGUGAAACAGUAGCAGCAAAGAAAGUAAGGAUGUUAAAAUCAGCGUUAUCGCUGUUUCUCGUCUGCUGUUUGCUGGGACGUCUGGACUGUACAGAGUUAACAGUCAAACGAGGAGCAAAUGCCAUUCUGCAGUGCUCUGGUCACAGAGAUGCUACUGAAAUAAUGAUAAGGUGGGAUAAACCUGAGCUGCAGUCAGAGGAAUAUCUCUUCUUCUUCAGAGAUGGUCAGUUUCAGGAAGAGCUCCAGCAUGAAUUGUUUAAAGGUCGAGUGGAGCUGAAAGAUCCUGAUUGGAAAAAGACUGGAAACUUCUCUGUGAUUCUCAAACAUGUCACCCCAAAUGAUGCUGGAACUUAUGAAUGUCAUGCUGGAUAUGAAGGACAGGAAUCUGAGCUUCUCAGCAGCCUCAUCCUGAAGGUUGAAAAACCAGAGUUAACAGUCAAACGAGGAGCAAAUGCCAUUCUGCAGUGCUCUGGUCACAGAGAUGCUACUGAAAUAAUGAUAAGUUGGGAUAAACCUGAGCUGCAGUCAAAGGGUUAUCUCUUCUUCUUCAAAGAUGGUCACUUUCAGGAAGAGCUCCAGCAUGAAUUGUUUAAAGGUCGAGUGGAGCUGAAAGAUCCUGAUUGGAAAAAGACUGGAAACUUCUCUGUGAUUCUCAAACAUGUCACCCCAAAUGAUGCUGGAACUUAUGAAUGUCAUGCUGGAUAUAAAGGACAGAGACCUGAGCUUCUCAGCAGCCUCAUCCUGAAGGUUGAAAAACCAGAGUUAUCAGUCAAACAAGGAGCAGAUGCCAUUCUGCAGUGCUCUGGUCACAGAGAUGCUGAUGUCAUAAUGAUAAGUUGGGAUAAACCUGAGCUGCAGUCAAAGGGUUAUCUCCUCUUCUUCAAAGAUGGUCAGUUUCAGGAAGAGCUCCAGCAUGAAUUGUUUAAAGAUCGAGUGGAGCUGAAAGAUCCUAAUUGGAAGGAGACUGGAAACUUCUCUGUGAUUCUCAAACAUGUCACCACAAAUGAUGCUGGAACAUAUGAAUGUCAUGCUGGAUAUAAAGGACAGAGACCUGAGCUUCUCAGCAGCCUCAUCCUGAAGGUUGAAAAACCAGGUCAGACAGAAGAACAAAAAAAGGAUGGAGGGAACGAGGGUGAAGAGAAGGAGGAAGAAGGAAAGGAGCAUGGACAUACUGGACUGAUAGGUGGUCUGGUAGUUGCUGCUGUGCUUUUAUUUGCUGCUGCUGCUGUUUUUGUGUAUUUCUACAAACGUAGAAACAGCAGGACACAAUAUCAUGGUCCUCAAAGACAGGAGGAGGUGGAGGCUGAGAUAAAUGUCUGAAAGCCCCUCAGAACUGAUCUGAGUGACCUGCUGCUUGUUGCAGGCUCUUCACUAACAGAUGUUCUGAGGACAGACAUAGUUAAUAAUGCCAAAUUCAGUCAGUUAUGGGGACGACUUAAACUGGGAUUUGGCAGCUUGGAUGAACUCUAAGAUCCUCUAUUCUUGAUUUGUGGUUAUCUGACCUCUGACCUUCACGGCUUAAAUUAUUAUUAUAUGGCCUCAUUCAGUAAUAAUUUCCAGUCCAGAUCUGUUUCUGUUCACCAAAUAAUUUUAUUAGAUUUAAAGACUUAAUAAACACUAAAAAAAGUUUCAUGUAUAAUAAGUUAUCAAACCUCAUGUUAUAGUUGUUGUGUUUUAAGUCAAUUCUGAUGUUUUCACAGUAUCAUUCAUUUGCUCUGUCAUGCCAAAAAAGAAGCUAAUAUUAGGCUUUAAAUACUGAUAUGUAGGGCGGUUACGCUCUAUAGAAAGAGUGCCAAAUAUACAGCCUGAGGACCAGAACUGGCUCACUGGAUUGUUUUGAAAAAUGUUUAAUUGUUGGACUUUUCAGUGUGUUUUGUCUCUGGGACCUGAUCACAUCAUGAGAGUCUGAACUGUGAAUCAGAGCAAGGAACUCAAAUCUGAGCCAGAGGUCUGGAUCUUUGUCAGCAUUAACAGUAAAGAUGCUUUCAGAUGCUGGAUCUCCUUCCUUUGUGUGUGAGAUUUGUUCCUUCUCACAGUAACAAGCCGGGGAUUCAUUGCUUAUGUACAGUGCCUUGCGAAAGUAUUCGGCCCCCUUGAACUUUUCAACCUUUUGCCA
Molecule: messenger RNA, 2210 nt
Organism: Archocentrus centrarchus (flier cichlid)
Lineage: Eukaryota; Metazoa; Chordata; Actinopteri; Cichliformes; Cichlidae
Exons: 5
Coding region: 125-1414 (429 amino acids)
Biological process (GO): immune response; T cell costimulation; negative regulation of T cell proliferation
Cellular component (GO): external side of plasma membrane
Source: RefSeq, a predicted model, not a curated record